Molecule: messenger RNA, 1021 nt
Organism: Rhizopus microsporus ATCC 52813
Lineage: Eukaryota; Fungi; Mucoromycota; Mucoromycetes; Mucorales; Rhizopodaceae
Exons: 2
Coding region: 78-719 (213 amino acids)
Source: RefSeq, a predicted model, not a curated record
UGACAAACACAUUUAAAAUAAAGUCCCAAAAGAGUUGUUCGUCACCCAUCAUAACGAGCAAUAGAUGUAUUCCGUUUAUGAGGCUAUCUAAAAAAAAGAAAGAUCAGGUGAAGCAGCAUUACUUGCAUGUGCAGCAGGAAGAACAACAACAAGAAAAAAUGCUGCAGAGUGAGCAAAUAAAUCAGCCUAUGUUGAUCACUACUCCUUUCUAUAAUCAUCGUUAUCAUCACAAUCAAGAUUAUUCUCGAAAUAAAAAUAUAGCGUCUAUUGCUCAGAGAAAACCCACACCGUUCACAGUAAAGACAUUAGCCGAGGAUAGAGACAAAAUGGACAGUGAAACCAUUGAAAAAAUAAAGCAGCAGUUACAUGAGAUACACAUGAAGGAAAUGAUUGAAUUCAAAAGACUAGAAAAAAGGCACCAACUUAGAGAACUGCGUAUACAUGAACAAAUAAUGGAAACACAGAAUCAACUAGCCUCAUUGUUAUCUUAUAUGUCGAAUAAUGAUCAUUAUUUUGCUACCUUCCCAAGAAGUCACUUUUAUGGAAAAGAUCAUGGCUAUACACCUUACUCUUAUUAUCAUUGGUAUACUAAUGGCUACUAUAAUUUACCAGGUACAUAUCCAUCAAGUACAUACUAUACAAGAGCGAAUAGACAACUAUAUACCUUCAAAGAUGACGACAACAAUGAUUAUUAUUAUGCACCACGAUGGUCUUAUUAAAAAGUAAAUGACCCUAUUCAUGUUUCCUUUUCUAUCCAAAGAAUGUCUUGCUCUGUUUUCAAUAUAUGUAAAGAGAUAAUGUGUGUAUUAGAACUAUAUAUUUGCCGUAUUUUGGAACAAUUCAAGCAGAAAAUAGUUAUCUCAAUACUUUGAUAAAAAGAAAGAGAAAGACCUUGUAGGGUUUUUAUAGGUCGUAGCCUUUUGUUUUCUAAAGAAAAGGCGGAUGUCUAAGGAGUAAAUAAGUGUAAAGAGAAGGUAUGGGCUAGCAUGGUGUAAAUAUCAACAGUACAAAUAACAGCAAC